Phoenix dactylifera (date palm) is the source of this 3265-nucleotide messenger RNA. Its product is annotated as lectin protein kinase family protein. Gene Ontology annotation, biological process: recognition of pollen; protein phosphorylation. NCBI's taxonomy places the organism in Eukaryota, Viridiplantae, Streptophyta, Magnoliopsida, Arecales, Arecaceae. The record is from RefSeq and is a predicted model, not a curated record. Gene Ontology annotation, molecular function: ATP binding; protein serine/threonine kinase activity.
UGGUCGUCUCCUCUCUUCCCUAUUUCUAACCCUUCGUCCGACUCUCCACCCGGUGAGAAGGGAAGCCGAGAGCGAGAGAAAAAUGGAGCUGAAAAUGGGAUUUUUAUCCUCCUCCAGUACUCCUGCCCUCCUCCUGCUCUUGCUCUCCUCUCUGCUCCUCCUCCGCCGCUUCCCCCUCGCCGGUGCGGCCGACAUCCCCCUGGGCUCCACCCUCACCGCCUCCAACUCCUCCUCCUGGACCUCCAACAACAAGACUUUCUCCGUCGGCUUCGUCUCCGACCCCGAGAACCCCUCCCUCUUCCUCGCGGCCAUCACCUACUCCGCUGCCAUCCGCGUCUGGACCGCCGUCGGCGCCGACAACACCCCCGCCGCGGUCGACUCCGCCGCCUCCCUUCAGCUCCGCUCCGACGGCGACCUCCGCCUAACUAACGGCUCCGGCUCCGUCGUCUGGCAGUCCAACACCUCUGGGAAGGGCGUCACCACCGCCUCCCUCAGCGAUAGCGGCAACCUCGUCCUCCAGAACGGCAGCGGCUCCACCGUCUGGCAAAGCUUCGACGAGCCCACCGACACCAUCGUCCAGACUCAAAAUUUCACCGUUAACCAGACUCUGAGGUCCGGGAUCGACUACUCCUUUUCUCUUAAUGCUACUGGAAACCUCACCCUCACUUGGAACAACAGCGUUUCUUACUUCAAUAACGGAUUCAAUUCAUCAUUUACUGCCAAUAAAACCCUUACUUCCCCGGUCUUGACCCUCCAGACCGAUGGAAUUGUUUCUCUCUAUGAUCAAUCGCUCUCGACUUCGGUUGUCAUAGCUUAUAGCAGCGAUUAUGGCGAGAGUGGCGUGGCGAUGCGGUUCUUGAGGUUGGAUACUGAUGGGAAUUUGAGGGCCUACAGUGUUCCCAGUGGCAGCACCACCCCCGUCGACCGGUGGUCGGCCGUGGCGGACCAGUGCAAGGUCUUCGGCUGGUGCGGCAACAUGGGAAUUUGUAGCUACAAUGAAACAUCGCCGGUCUGCGGCUGCCCGUCAAGGAAUUUUGAGCUUGUCGAUCCGAGUGAUAGCCGGAAGGGGUGUAAGAUGAAAACCGAGAUCGCAGAUUGCCCUGGUAAUUCUACCAUGCUGCAAUUGGAUAAUUCGCAGUUCUUGACCUACCCGCCGGAGAUCACGACGGAGCGGUUCUUUGUCGGGAUCACAGCAUGCCGGUUGAACUGCCUUUCGGGCAGCUCUUGUGUUGCCUCCACCGCCCUAGCUGAUGGGUCCGGCUAUUGCUACCUAAAGGUAUCAAAUUUUGUCAGUGGGUAUCAGUCUGAGUCUCUCCCGAGCACUUCAUUCGUCAAGGUCUGUGCUCCUGCUCUUCCAAACGAGCUAUCAUCGGCUUCAGUCAAUAUCCAGAAGGAUUCAUCUACAGUGAAAGGUUGGGUGGUAGCUGUUGUGGUGGUGGGCACUAUCUUGGGGUUGAUGGCUUUGGAGUGGGGGCUGUAUUGGUGCUUCUGCCGGAACAGUCCUAAGUAUGGCCCUUCAUCAGCUCAGUAUGCACUUCUUGAGUAUGCUUCCGGUGCUCCUGUGCAGUUCUCAUAUAGAGAGCUACAGCGUUCGACAAAGGGAUUUAAAGAGAAGCUUGGGGCAGGGGGAUUUGGAGCUGUUUACAGGGGGGUCCUUGCAAACCGGACCAUUGUUGCAGUGAAGCAGCUUGAGGGGAUUGAGCAAGGGGAGAAGCAGUUCCGGAUGGAGGUAGCCACCAUAAGCAGCACCCACCACUUGAAUCUGGUCAGGCUGAUUGGUUUUUGUUCCGAGGGACGACACAGGUUGCUAGUUUAUGAGUUCAUGAAAAAUGGUUCACUGGAUCAUUUCCUCUUCUCUAGGGAGUCGUCGGGGAAGUUAAAUUGGGCGACUCGCUUCAGUGUGGCCAUGGGGACUGCAAGAGGGAUCACUUACUUGCAUGAAGAGUGUCGGGAUUGCAUUGUCCACUGCGAUAUAAAGCCAGAGAACAUUCUCCUUGAUGAGAACUACAAUGCCAAGGUCUCAGAUUUUGGUCUUGCAAAGCUCAUACAUCCCAAAGACCACCGGCACCGGACGCUGACCAGUGUUAGAGGGACUAGAGGUUACUUAGCUCCAGAAUGGCUCGCAAAUCUCCCGAUCACAUCAAAGUCCGAUGUUUAUAGCUACGGGAUGGUGUUGCUGGAGAUUGUGAGUGGGCGGCGGAACUUCGAUGUCUCAGAAGGGACUGGCAGGAAGAAGUUUUCCAUAUGGGCGUAUGAAGAGUUUGAAAAUGGGAACAUCAGAAACAUCGUGGAUGAGAGCCUUGCUGAGCAGGAUGUGGACAUGGAGCAACUGGAAAGGGCAGUACAGGUGAGCUUCUGGUGCACCCAAGAGCAGCCGUCUCUGAGGCCAUCCAUGGGGAAAGUGGUGCAGAUGUUGGAAGGGAUCAUGGAGAUUGAGAGGCCUCCUGCUCCAAAGGCUACAGAUUGCUCACUUAAUAUCACCAGUGGCACUUUAAGUGCUAGUGCUCUCACUACUUUUGCUGCCUCAGCUCCUGCAACCUCUUCAUCAAGUGCAUAUCCAACUACAGGUAGCUCAUCAUUCAUUUCCAGGAGGAACUUAGAGAAAGCUUCCUCGUCGCUUCUUGCUUCAGAUCAAUCUACCACAUAAUAUCCCCUGAAUGCUCUCAUGCCCUUGAUAGAUGCAGCCCCAGCAGGCUCAACCCUCAAUGUUGUAUGUAGAGCAAAUCCUGUCCUUGAUGCAGCAGCAGCAAGCAGCUGUGAUAGGCCAGAUGAGGACGAGUCUUGGUGUGGCUAGCAGAUUCAACAUACGUCAUGGUAAAGUAGCAGCAUUAUGAAGCAGCGGGGUGCUGACAGGGGAUUUUCCUGAUUUCGAGCACGAGAGGAGAGCUGGAGAGCAAGAUGCCAGGACUCUGUUGUCAGCUGAACUGUGAGGUGCCAUCUAUGAAGGGCAGACUGGAGAGAGGGCCAAGCCUCCAUACCUGUAAGACUCUGUUGAGGAGGCAAAAUGAGUGAUGCCAACAAUGUUUAUCUUGGCAGCAUGCAAGCUUUCAAACUACAUGUUGCUUAGAACCUUGAGGGGUGUGCAUAUAGCUGUAUCAUGGGUGAAUUUACUUAGAACUUGCAGGCACUGGUCCUUUUGAUACCAUGAUAUGUGUCCCUGAGAAUCAUUGUAUUUGUGGUAGGCUUUUCUAAAGAUACAAGGGUGGAAGCAUGGAUGAUGUUGCUAUCGCCUUCUUGCACCCUAGAUUAUAUGUUCUUUUUGUCG